AUGACAACCCAAAAGGGCUUUCCCAACGGACUUCCCGAGUCGGAAAGACUACGAUUAAUACGCCUUUACCCAGCUCCAACGUUUAGUCCGGAAAACGAAAAGGAUGGAAACCAGUCACUUGGAAUACCUUCUGUUCAGCAACAAGCUACGAACUCAUUACUCGGCCCGCCUACACCAGCUUCGAGGGGCUUGCCAUCGCGGGAUGUCACAGAUAACAAUUUUGACGACGCCUACGUGUCCUUCAUUCUCCACUGCAAUCCAUCAAUUCCUCCAGAGACAGAUACUGUGGAGUUGAAAAAGACGUUUCGAGCACCACCAAAAAGCGAUGGCAAAUCGUUUAGCACGUAUACUCUGUUUGAAUUAAUUGGAAAGCUUGAGCGUAAAGAGCUUAAAACCUGGGCACAACUCGCGAUUGAAUUAGGCGUUGAGCAACCAGAUCCACAGAAGGGACAAAGUGCUCAGAAAGUUCAGCAAUAUGCAGUCCGGCUUAAGCGCUGGAUGCACGCAAUGCAUGUUGACGCAUUCUUUGAGUAUCUUCUGAAUAAACCUCACAUUUAUUGGACAGAUGUACCGGGUGUGAAUGAAGCAGCUUUGGAUGGGCGAGAUGGAGUGCCAACUGAAGAGGAUUUGGCGCUUCGAGCACUUCUACCGGAAACGAAGCCAAAACGUGGACGCCGGAAGGCCGAAGAUAGAGAUAUUGAAAGCGAAUCGGGGAAAUCGCCAGCCCAGCGUCCUCGGCUUGAACCAUCACCGACCUUGUCAGAAGAUUUCAUGAUGGCAAGAACUCCGCAGAUGGCUGAAAAUGCCACUCCUGCGACCACUCAUCCCGGUUUCUCGAACGGCUUUCAGGACAGGAUGGGACCAUGGUCCAAUACUGGAGGAGGGCUACCGCCAAACUUUCGCUGGAAUGGACCUGAUGCAAUCCAAACUCCUAUGUCAGCGUAUCCCCAUUCUGCGAUAACACCCUCGAAUCGACAGCUUUGGGAUGUAUCUAAUGAGCCUCAGUCUGCCAUCACGCCGAACAAAAGUCGGGCACGACGCCGUCACGGCCCAGCAGUCUCAUCGGCGUGGCCAAGUAGUGGUGGAACAUCCUCUGGCAAACUUAGAGGCAGACCAUCUACUAACCGUUCUGUACAAGACGGUCCAUUCUCAACUUUCCCAGCAAAUCCACAGUCUAGGGAAGUUCCAAAUAUUAGCUUGCACGACAGCACUCCGACAGCGACACCUGUUGUUGAAAGGUCAGAAGCCCCCAGAUUUUUCCCACCGUCCGCUCCCUCAAAUCCUCAGCCAACAAACGGGAGGCCUAGUCGACUGGGCUUACAGCUCCAGGUUCCUCAACGACAAGGAGGUCCUGUAAGACUAGCUACACCUCCUCCUCCGCCUGUUAUUACACCCCCAGCUCCAUCCUCUCUGCUGGUGACUAGGGACGACAGUACGGAUCUUCAACCAGGCCAUAUUACAAACUCGCAAUUUAUACCUCUGAUGCAGUAUUUCACAGGGCCAAUUAGACCAGACCCGAAUCUCGAACAUUUUGUUAGUAUUGCAUUUACACAAAACGAAGACACUGACCGAACAAACAUGGAUGCCUUGAAGAGCCACUUCAUCUGCGAAAUACUAGCAGCAGAAUGGUUUAAUGCAUCUGGAGCGAGCAUCGAAAAGUGCACCAUUGAUGAAGCAGAUAAAAUAUGUAAAGAAGUCGUGAAGAAUCUUCAGGCGGAAUCAAGUAGUACAGAAGCUUUUCUAAUCAAUCUGUCAGCUCUUGCUGGGGGACCUUUGAUGACACGGCUUAAGAUGACGCGACUCGAGCAGGGCUCGAUUGCACACUAUGAAUGCCAAUGGAAGAUGAGGUUUGGCUCCAUCGAGGGGAAUUUUACAAUUCGUGCCACAGUACAUCAUGGUGUGGAAUCAGCUGCACUUGAGCAUGGCCCGGAGCCUACAGAAGAGUCAUGGAAAGAAAGAUAUUUGAACCUCAGACAACAGAUUCGGGAGCGAGAUGAGGUUGUUGGGAAGCUCAAACGAGGUGUUCUAGAUACGAUCGUUAUGUCGAAUCAGUAUAACGACAUUCAGUAA
Messenger RNA from Glarea lozoyensis ATCC 20868, 2070 nucleotides. RefSeq lists its product as uncharacterized. The record is from RefSeq and is a predicted model, not a curated record. Gene Ontology annotation, molecular function: DNA replication origin binding. Bases 1 to 2070 code for a protein of 689 amino acids. The transcript is spliced from 2 exons. Lineage: Eukaryota; Fungi; Ascomycota; Leotiomycetes; Helotiales; Helotiaceae.